Molecule: messenger RNA, 435 nt
Organism: Nerophis lumbriciformis (worm pipefish)
Lineage: Eukaryota; Metazoa; Chordata; Actinopteri; Syngnathiformes; Syngnathidae
Source: RefSeq, a predicted model, not a curated record
AUGGUGCUGUGUGGCGAAGGUGACUGCAGCGUCUGCUUGCUAGCCUUUUCCCGAGCGGAGCGUAUCCCUAGACUUCUCCACUGCCGCCACGCCUUUUGCCAGGCCUGCCUGGAGGCCAUGGCCGUGAGUUUGACUCCGGGAGGCGGCGAGUCGCACCUGAGCGUGCGCUGCCCGCUGUGCCGCCGCGUCACCUGCGUGGGGCGGGGCCUCAGGCUGCGGGAGGCGCUGUGGGUGGACAGCGCAGCCUGGGAGCAGAUACAAAGCGACCCGGAAGACGAAAGCGAGGAAAAUCUGCCGAAGGAGGAAGUGACAGAGGCUUCGCUGCAAGAAAAAUGCAUUCCUUCCAGAAACAAGCUGAAGUUGCGCUCCUUCUUCCGCAAGUUUACACUGACCAAGCGCCACCAAGAGAGGAUCGUGCCGAGCAGCAACGUGUAA